CAUAUGUGGUUGCUUGGUAUUGGUUGGAUGAUAAAUAUCCUUGCCUUGUCUCCAAAUACUCAGUAUGCAACUUAUCUUGUGUUUAAGAUGAUUGAUGCCGAAGGAUUUCAGAACUGUCCUCUGGAGUUAUCAGUUGGUGUUGGAGGUAGCCAUAAUAGUACUGAAAUUGUCUGUUAUGAUCCAAAUGUGGAAGGUAGGCUACACAACAGAGUAUCGCAACGUCGUGAUGGGUGGUUGGAGAUUGAGAUCAGAGAGUUCUUCAAUUCAGGCCAAGAAGAUGAAGUCCUGAUGAAUGUUAAGCAGAGAGAUUAUUGGAAGAAAGAUCUCUUGCUUGCAGGAAUAGAAGUUAGGCCUAAGUAAGACCAGUAAGCUGGAACAUAAAACGAAGAAGGACCGACACUCCAUUCCGCAUUCACUAGUCUGUGAUAGAAUGUGCUUGAGUAACAAUAUUGA
Messenger RNA from Medicago truncatula (barrel medic), 453 nucleotides. RefSeq names its product F-box protein PP2-B10. Bases 4 to 360 code for a protein of 118 amino acids. The transcript has a single exon. Lineage: Eukaryota; Viridiplantae; Streptophyta; Magnoliopsida; Fabales; Fabaceae. The record is from RefSeq and is a predicted model, not a curated record.